AUGGCAGAAGUAAUCGGCGCUAUCUCGGCUGUUAUUGCCCUCGUCGAGACCUCGAUCAAAAUCUACGACAGUGCACGAAGGACAUCAAAUUAUCUGAGACAUUCAAAGUGGUUCAACGACCGCUCCUCGUUAUUCUCCACACCCUCACGACAUACAAAGGCAAUCUUAACGCGAGAAAAGAUUCAAUACCCGAAGACAUGUGUGAAGCAUUGGAGCCGAUCUUUGACGCUUGGUGACGCAAACGCUUCGAAUUUAAGAGGGAUCUUCGAGGAGACCGUACCCGGUGAAAACGACACAAGGGAAAAGCGAGAUUUGAAAGUCCUUCGCAGACUCGGCAAAGGAAACAAGGUCGAAGAGCUCAUGCUUGGUCUUACUGUAGACGUCCAACUCAUUGUGAAUUAUGAUGCGAUGAAGUCUGCCAAUCAACAGCAAAAUGCAGAGCUUGACGAUAUUAUCAAUGAGAUGAAGGAGCAGAUGUCCAUGGAUAAACGGGACAAAUCGUCUUAG
Penicillium longicatenatum is the source of this 507-nucleotide messenger RNA. RefSeq lists its product as uncharacterized. The record is from RefSeq and is a predicted model, not a curated record. Lineage: Eukaryota; Fungi; Ascomycota; Eurotiomycetes; Eurotiales; Aspergillaceae. The transcript has a single exon. Bases 1 to 507 code for a protein of 168 amino acids.